Darwinula stevensoni is the source of this 465-nucleotide messenger RNA. NCBI's taxonomy places the organism in Eukaryota, Metazoa, Arthropoda, Ostracoda, Podocopida, Darwinulidae. The record is from the annotation of a GenBank genome assembly.
GAACCAUUUAGCAUAUUGUGGAAAAUAUGAGCAAACCAAGGGUGGAAAGAAUAUGACAAGAUGCUCAGUCUUGUGAAAGAGAAACUUUCAAGAUGACAAGAUCCAUAUGGAAGAGUCCCCUUUUCAAGCAUGGGCUACCCUUCAUGAUUCUGGUCCUGGGAGGUUCCUUCUAUCUCCGUGAAUUCACCGAUCUCAGGUAUCGUUUCCGAAAGCAGCAACAAAUUCACCCAGAGGAGAUGGAGAAACUAGGCAUAACGAUGAAAAAGUAUGGUGAGGUGUCUCUGGAGUCUGAAUAUGAGAAAAUGAAAAAGAAAGUGGACGUGGAGCACUGGGAGAACAAGCGAGGACCUCGGCCUUGGGAGGAGAACCCUCAAAGCCAGAAGUGAUAAUUCGCUCUUUUUUUUAUGUUUGUAUCUUAUUAGUCACAAUCAGGAAGUGAAAUGAAGCUGCUCUGAAUAUGUUAUA